GCUGAGAAAAUGGUGGGAGGGACUUACUGCACAAAUGACGCAGUUAAGGGAGUUUUAAUCAUACAGCGCAUUUCACAGAGGUGUUACAUCAAGGACGUGAUAUCAACUUUAUCCGCAAUUCCUACGGACCAUCUGUAUAGGCAAAUCUGACAAUAAAGGGGCUCAACCAGGAACCAUAAUGGCAGUUGAAGGAGGGGCUAAGUGCAUUAAAUACCUACUGUUCUUUUUCAACUUCCUCUUCUGGAUAUGUGGCCUGGCCCUGAUUAUACUGGGCGUCCUAGCUCAGCUGGCCUUGAAUAACACCCUUGCGAUUGAGAAGGAAUCCAUCUCAGCCGUACCCCUGGUCGUCAUCGUGGUGGGCGCGAUCGUCUUCUUCAUCGCCUUCUUCGGGUGCUGUGGGGCCUUUAGGGAGAGCCACUGGAUGAUCACCACGUUCUCUGUCCUCCUCAGUUUCAUUGUCCUCAUUCAGAUCGGCGCUGCCAUCGCUGGUUAUAUCUAUCGGGGCAAACUAAAUGAAAUUGUGGAUUCCGAUCUCAAAGAUAUGGUUAGCAAGUACACCAACAGUUCUGCAGAAUUCAAGAAAGCUGUGGACGAAAUGCAGAAGGACCUGAAGUGCUGCGGGGUGAAUUCUUCUGCUGAUUGGACGAGCUUCAGGCCAGAUGGAAAGUCUGUUCCCGACUCGUGCUGUAUCAAACAGACCCUGGACUGUGGAAAAGAAGCCAUGCAGGAUGCUGACAAAGUGUACCAAAAGGGAUGCCUCUCUCUUGUCAAAGACUCCCUGAGGAAGAAUGUGCAGCUGGUCAUAGUAGCCGCUGUAGUGAUUGCUUUCUUGCAGGUGCUGGGGAUCGUGUUUGCCUGCAUUCUUAUGAAGAGCAUUCGCAGUGGCUAUCAGGUCAUGUGAUUGGGGCGAAGCACCCAGCGACUGAGAAUGCACAUCAGAACAUUUAUUUAGAUUUAACUGUUUUUAAAGGAUAGUGAUUUUUCAUUUUUUUCAUUUUCCCUUUGUUGUACCAUAAAAUAUAAAAAUUUAAGAACAAAUAGUUUGUAUUUGGAAAGCAGAGGAGUAAUGUGUCCGACAUAGCUCAGGAGGUAAGAGCGGUUGUCUGGCAAUCGAAGGGUUGCCGGUUCGAUCCCCGUUCGAUCCCCGCCCUGGGCGUGUCGAAGUGUCCUUGAGCAAGACACCUAACCCCUAACUGCUCUGGUGAAUGAGAAGCAUCAACUGUAAAGCACCAUUUUACCAUUUACCUAUAGGCUGAAAUCCUCUGUAUCUCAAGCACACGUAGACUGCUAUCCUCUUCAGACUAGUCCGCUUCUCUUAUGCUAAAUUGAGCAUUAUGUUAUUCUUAGUUGGUUUUUUUUUGUUGCCAGUUGUCUGUCAAGCUCAUCAGGUGUCUGGUACCGUCUGAAUAACUGUGUUGCAUUAAAUGUUACAGUCUAAAAUAAUCAAGUGCAGUUGUGAGAGAACAGAUCUGUUCACAUUGCCGUCCUUACAGACACCCCCUUCUAUGCACAUUAUCCCCAUUCUUAAGCAUUAUGUAUAAAUAAAUCAAACGAUGAAAUAUGAGUUUGAUUCAACCUAAUCAGAACUGUAAUUUGGUUACCAGUGGCUGCACUUCUUUCCACAAAACUUGUUCCCUGAUGGUUCUUAAGACAUUUUAUGAAUAAUCAAAGGAUGGAUGGUGUCUCUUUUUUAAAUACAGUAUUUUAUCACAGAA
Messenger RNA from Anguilla rostrata (American eel), 1715 nucleotides. Its product is annotated as CD63 antigen-like. The coding region runs from base 179 to 901 and encodes 240 amino acids. Gene Ontology annotation, biological process: regulation of vascular endothelial growth factor signaling pathway. Gene Ontology annotation, cellular component: plasma membrane. The record is from RefSeq and is a predicted model, not a curated record. The transcript has 8 exons. Lineage: Eukaryota; Metazoa; Chordata; Actinopteri; Anguilliformes; Anguillidae.